CGGGAGCGGAAUAGGGAGAAACCCACGAAUCAGCGAGCGCCGCCGCGGCCGUGCCACGUCCCGGAAGUGCCGUGCAGAGAUCCUUUCUUAAAGGGACCGCGCUGCGCUGCGCCCCAUGGCGAAGGCCGGGCACGGCUGGAGCGGCGCGGCGGCGGAGCGGAGCGAGGCGGAGGAGGGCGAGGACCCGCUGGACGCCAGGAUCGCGCGGAGCGGCUGCCUGGAGCAGCACCGGCAGCUGCAGGAGUGCAUGGCGGAGCGACGGGACUGGCGGCACUGCCAGGAGCAGGUCCGCGCCUUCGGAGCCUGCAUGGCCCGGCGGCAGCAGCGGCAGCGUGGGCCCGGCCCGGCCCAGCUCCCAGACUGACAGCGCCCGGACAGACAGACCCUUUCCCGCUUUAUUUUUGUCCAAUCGUUUGGAAAACCGGGUGGAAUUGUUAGGAAAUUAAAUCUGCAGUUUGUCA
Messenger RNA from Serinus canaria (Common canary), 461 nucleotides. Its product is annotated as cytochrome c oxidase assembly factor 4 homolog, mitochondrial. Bases 116 to 364 code for a protein of 82 amino acids. The transcript has 2 exons. Gene Ontology annotation, biological process: mitochondrial respiratory chain complex IV assembly. The record is from RefSeq and is a predicted model, not a curated record. Lineage: Eukaryota; Metazoa; Chordata; Aves; Passeriformes; Fringillidae. Gene Ontology annotation, cellular component: mitochondrial intermembrane space.